AUGGCUUCCGAAGAUGAAGAUGAUUACAUGAAUAUGGUGAUUGAGGAGCCCACCCAAAAGGAAACCUUCUCACAAAGAAAGCGUCGCGAACAACGAGAGGCUGAAGCCCGAGCCCGAGUUCCAUCCAAAGCCGAACGCGCUGCGCAAGAAGCCACUCGCCGAGAUGAAGCCUUGGCCACCAGCACCCUCAACCCCUCUAAUAAGGGGUUCCAAAUGAUGGCAAAGCUCGGUUUCAAACCUGGCGGGGUCUUGGGAAAACGCCCAACCAAUGAAUCUGAUACCACUUCCGACUCUUCAUACAAGGCGCGAUCUGAGCCACUGAACGUAAUCAUCAAAGAAAACCGCGGCGGAAUCGGGCUGGACACGGAAAAAAAGCGCAAGAUUCGUGAGGAGGCUGAAGAAGCCGUGAAGAAAAUUAAACACGAGGAAGGGAAUUACCGGGAUCGCGUUCGCGAGGAGCGUGAGUUGAAACGCGUCGAAGCACAGGUGCGCGCCGCACAGAAGGUUGCAGAGAGACUGGAAGCGGAAGCGGAGGAUGAGGCUACGACCAAUGCAGAGGACAAUAAGGAACCUACUCACAAUAACAAAGAAGACGACUCGAUAGACCCUGGUUCUCCACGUGAUGGCAAGCCACCGUCUGACGCAGCUCCCAAAAAGAAAAGGCCUAUCAAGCCUACAUCACAAAUCAACGUCCUCUACCGUGGUCUUGUUCGAUAUCGUGAAAAAAGAGAUAGUGAUCGCCAGGCACGCCAUGCUCUCCAGUCUUCACUUCCCUCAUCCUUUUUUCCUAAAGCGCAUCUACCUGGAUACGAUGACCCGACCAUGGAUCGGGACGAUAAAAAGGCCCUUGGCAGUGAAGUGGAUCAGAAUAAAUCUGCACUGGAAAUAGAGCUGGAAGAAGACGACGAGGAGCUUGAUGCCUUCAAUGCACUGCCCCCAACUGAACGGCUACACAAGCUGGUUCUCUUUCUACGUGAAACCUAUCGGUAUUGCUUCUGGUGUAAGUAUACCUAUGAAACGGAUCUUGAGUUGGAAGGAUGUCCUGGCCUCACCGAGGAGGAUCACGAUUGA
Molecule: messenger RNA, 1071 nt
Organism: Penicillium paradoxum
Lineage: Eukaryota; Fungi; Ascomycota; Eurotiomycetes; Eurotiales; Aspergillaceae
Product: putative G-patch domain protein
Exons: 2
Coding region: 1-1071 (356 amino acids)
Cellular component (GO): kinetochore
Molecular function (GO): nucleic acid binding
Source: RefSeq, a predicted model, not a curated record